AUGGCUGGGAGGGGUGUAGUAGGUCCACUGCUGUUUCUCAACCUGAUUUUGUACUCCAUAGUUGUGGGCUUUGCGAGUUGGAACUUGAAUCACUUCAUUAAUGGGCACACAAAUUACCCUGGGGUGGCGGGGAACGGCGCGACCUUCUACUUUCUGGUGUUCGCGAUCCUCGCAGGCGUGGUGGGGGUGGUGUCGAAGCUCGCCGGCGUCAACCACGUGCGAGCGUGGAGGAACGACAGCCUCGCCGCGGCCGCUGCUUCUUCCAUUAUCGCCUGGGCCAUCACUGCCCUAGCCCUCGGGUUAGCGAUAAAGGAGAUACACAUGGGAGGGCACAGGGGAUGGAGACUAAGGGUGUUGGAGGGAGCCAUUAUCAUACUCGGGCUCACCCAACUCAUCUACGUGUUGCUUAUCCAUGCGGGUAUAUUUAGCAGGAGAUACGGACCGGGUUACCGGGCCGAACCCCAUUAUGGGCCCGGUGGACCCGACCCGAAAGGGAGUGUUGUUUAAGUGCCCUUUUGGGGGUGUUCGUUGAGAGUUUAUAGUUAUGGAGGGGAAUUAAUUAGUGGGAGAUAAUGAUGGUUUUAAGUAUCAUUUUGUGUGUGUGUGUGUGUGUAUUUUGUAUGUGCAUGUGC
This is a messenger RNA of Ananas comosus (pineapple), 632 nucleotides long. RefSeq lists its product as uncharacterized. The record is from RefSeq and is a predicted model, not a curated record. Lineage: Eukaryota; Viridiplantae; Streptophyta; Magnoliopsida; Poales; Bromeliaceae. The coding region runs from base 1 to 507 and encodes 168 amino acids. The transcript has 3 exons.